UUAUUACUCUGAAGUUUGUCUCAUUUUUGUGUCAUUAUGAUGGUAUGGUUGUUUUUAUCCAUUUGUUUCCAUCAAUACCUCGAUUGGUGGGCUGUUUCUUUGGUUUUGAGCUUUGCAUUACAUCUAAAUUUUUUUUUUCAUUGCUGGGGUUCUCAUAACACUGAAGUUUGUUUCAUUUUUUGUGUCUUUAUGAUUGUUGUGGUUGUUUGGAUCUAUUUGUGGCCAUCAAUAUCUCAACUGAUGGGCUGUUUCUUUGGUUUUGAGCUUGUAAACAACUUUUUGUCAUUGUAAGAGUCUUAUUACACUGAAGUUUGUUUUUGUUUUGUGUCAAUAUGAUGCUUUUGGUUGUUUAUAUCCAUUUGUGUCCAUCCAUAUCUCUUCUCCUGGGGUCACUUUGCACCCUCAGUGAUAAUUCAGCAUCUCUCUCUUGUGUGUCUUGGUGGAAGACAGGUAAAAAUGUCUGAAAAUCCACCCCCCUGUCUGCCUCACAACGACCCUGUAGAGAUUUAAUUAAAGCAGCUCUUAGAAUUCAGACUGAGAUUGGUGUUUAUUUGCUGUUAAAACGCUGUAAUGGACUUGCACUGAGGCUUUGCUUUGAGCCCAGCGGUGCCCUGAGGCGAUUAUUCUGUCGCUGUCCGUGGUGCUGAAAGUAAACAGGAUUGCCAGCGGCCACAGAUGCCACACAAGUCACCACCGUAGGAUUUGGACUCCUUUUUGGACUAAAACGCCUUCUGAAGCGCAGUGGGGACUUCAGAUGUUAAACUUCUCACUAAAGGUGACUCACUCACAUGACGAAGCCGACUCAGUACCUCACAAAUUACACCCAGCGGGGGGACAGAGAGAGAAAGAGAGAGAGAGAGACUGGACUCAGUGCCUCCAGAAGCCUCUCUUGUGCGCAGGCGCAAAUGUCAGCGUGUUUUCAGAAUAGUUUCCUCUCUGCAACAAAUUCCCACGCAUGCGACGCGGAGACUUUGCCGGAUGAUUUUUUCUCUUUCAACUUGACAUCUUGUUUUUAGACUCGUCUCCUCCAGCUUCACUCGCAGACUAAACUGUUGUCUCACUUUGCUGCCUUUUGUGUCUGACGAGGUGUGAAUCCCGGAGGAACUGGCACACUCCUCCUCCUCCUCCUCCUCCUCCUCCUCCACCUCGUCGUGGUGCCGCAGCAGCAGCAGCAGCAGCCAGCGCGGUGAGUGCGUCCUGCAGCAGCAACAGCAGCACUAAAAGGCACCUGUCGUUUAUUCAGAUCCAUUUUUUGACCGUUAUAUGAGUACAUUAAGGUAAUCCUUGAGGCAGACUCGGCGGGGAUCCAUGAAUACCGAUGGCUUUAUGUCUAGAUAUUCGCUCCUCUGAAGAUUACGCAUCGGUAAGUUCCUUCGACUUGUUUUCCUCAGCGAGUGCUGCGCGCUUUCCCUCUCUGCGGUUCAUCACUUAAAGAGGGUUUUCACUGAAGCCUUCAGGCUAGACGUCGGGAAAGAAAACAGACAUCUUCCUAAUGGAGAUCAGGCAACACUGAGCUGGAUUUUUCAUCCAAGUGUCUAGUCAGUGUUUGGCGUAAAGGCGCUUUUCUUUGCUGAUGUUUUCCAUGUGCAAAGCGAAGGUCACCCACAUGUAUUGAUGGAUUAAACGUGAACGAAUGCGGGAAUCUGAAGGGGGAAGAAGCAGCUGGGUGAAAUUAGUCUAUUGAUUUUGCACUAGCGAGUGAAAAUGACUUGUGUUUGAGUGAUUGGUAACGAGACAGGUUUGCGUUUUUCUCCGUCUGAGCCAGGGUUUCAUAAUAAGAGAAGACACGACAGAUUGACUCCAGUGGAUGUAGUCUAUAUGACCUGUGUAUGACACAGUGAAGCAGCACAGGACUAAUGAGUUUGAAGUCUUGCACACUGACAGACAUGCAAACCCCCCUCCUUAAUUCUUCCAAGCAUCAACAGACUCGCAUUUGGGUUAAAACGAGCUCUCUGCAUGUCUCACUGGGAUCAUUUAAAGCUGAAAUUGAAUAAUUAAUGCAGCACAAUGUUCAGAGGAAUUCAGCACACGUGAGGAGGAAGCUGAUAUGUUGAGACAGAUCUUUAAAAUUCCCUUUUUAAAAUGGAGAUAAAUCAUGAAUGAGGAGGCUGCAUGAGCCUUUCCCUCUGCAUCUGUAGACAGCUCAUGUGCACACUCUUACAUGCUUGCAGGUGAUUGACAACCUAAUGAUGCAUAUUUCGAUCUAUAAUCAAUGUGGUUCCCCAGAUCCUCCUGUUGUCAGUUUUGGUCACGUUGAUUCAGCUUUUUCAUGGUCGCAAAUCUCCAUGAAAACUGUUUUUUUAAUGUUUCAUGUACAACUCAUUUUAUUCUCAGCACAUUUAGUGGUUCACUUUUACUCACAGGGGCCAAAUACCAUUUAACCUCCCCCUAAAAUUCCAUUAAAGCCUCACAUAUUUCAAAGAUGUUUCCACUGCUGAGUGAAGCAAACAUCCUCCUCCUCUCUGACCCUCAGGAUAGUUCAACGUUAAGCCCCGCUGUUGCUUCCCUCGCAUUAAAUUUGUGCCAAAAUACCGUGUACUUGUAUAGAUUUUAUGGAUUAAUAUGGUAGCAGUGACAUGAUGGGCUCUAACAGAUCUAAUUGAUCCAUUUUCUUGUUUCUUCCUCCUCGUCUUGAGUCUGCGUCUUGUUUUUUUUUAGGUUCAUUUGUAUCAAGGCAGUUUGAUUCAGCUCUUCUUGACACAUGUUAUCCCUUCCUCUUUGUCUCAGGGUUUUUUUUUUCUUCUUUUUCCUCCGAGCACGGUCUGUCCUGUUACUUGAUAAAGCAUCCGAGAGAGAGAUGCUUUAGAGGUAAUUGGAUUCGGUACUAGAGGGGAAGGGACACAGAGCGGAAUUUGUGUGUGUAUGUGUGUGAAUUAGCUCCGGCAGAAGAUGUGUGUGUGUGUGUCUUUGCUGUGAUUGCACGCGUGUGUUAUGGGUCUCGGCUGGUGCAGGCAGGCCAGCGUGUUUUGCGUUUGCGGUGAAUCACUGUGUUUUCAGGAAGCUGUGUGGAUGAGUAAGACAAAAAAAGGGAGGGGAGUCUGGGGGGUUGUUUUAAAAUCCGAGCAUGCAGCACAUGAAUUUUUAUUGUCCUCAAGGAUAUUUAUGAGAUCUGUCCAAACUUUUUUAUCCUCUGAUGAUCAACUCGUCCUUCAUAAAUCACUGCUUUUAUCUCCGGCUCCUGUUUAAAUUUAUUGGUGAGGCGAUGACAUAUUUUUAGUGGUUGUAUAUAACAUCAGUGGAGAAAAACAAACGUUGCUUCUGUGAUUUGAUAGAGGAGGUUUUUCAUUUUUAAGCGUCUGUUGAGAUUAGCUAUAAAGUGAUUCAUACCGACUGAGGAGGUGUGUGACUGAUAACGUUCGCAAUCAGGCUCAGAGUUAAUGUAUGACACACAGAGAGACAUAUGAGGACAACAAGUAACACGUUUUUUUAUCAGCUUUAGCAAAAUUGAAUCCUAAAUCAAUCAUGAUGGAGCUGUUUUCAAGCUUUAAUUGUCACACAAACUUAAUUUUAAGCCUCAUUAAAGAUACGAUUAGGAGUUUUUGACAUUUAUGAAAUAGACCGGCUUUAUUUGGAUGUCUUAUUUAAAAGCAAACAAGACCAUCAGCAACAAGCUUGGCCAUCAUUUUCAGUACCUGGAACUGGUGUGAGGGGGUUGGUGUCAGUCAAGCAGCUAAAAAAAUACUGUUUUUACGGUUUCUACAUAAAAUGUUCACAAUAAUUUGACUGUCAAAUGUUUUUAAAAAGAGACACAACUUCAGUAUGUUGAGAAUAAGGUUAGUAAAUACUGUUUGGUCCACAUGAGGCGCUAAAGUCGACACAAACACGGUUCCUCACAGGCGCUUCAAAGAGAACCUUAGUGUCCUUAGUUGAGGAGUUAAUAUACCUUUGUAAGUAUAAUUUUUAAAAUUAUAUUCAUGUAUUUAUUCAUCAGACAAUAUAUCGAUCUUUUAACACUUUUUUAGCAGCGUUAGCAAAAUUGAAUCCUAAAUCAAUCACGAUGGAGCUGUUUUCAGGCUUUAAUUGUCACACAAACUUAAUUUUAAGCCUCAUUAAAGAUACGAUUAGGAGUUUUUGACAUUUAUGAAAUAGACCGACUUUAUUUGGAUGCCCUUUUGUCUUAUUUAGAAGCAAACAAGACCAUCAGCGACAAGCUUGGCCGUCACUUUCAGUACCUGGAACUGGCAUAUGGGGGUUGGUGUCAGUCGAGCAGCUAAAAAAAAUCCUUUUUCUACAAUUUCUACAUAAAAUAUUCACAAUAAUUUGACUUAGACAAAGACACUACUUCAGUAUAUCAAGAACAAGAUAAGUAAAUACUGUUUGGUCCACAUGAGGCGCUAAAGUCCACACAAACAUGGUUCCCCACAGGAGCUUUAAAGAUAACCUAAGUGUCUUUAGUUGAGGAAUUAAUAUACCUUUGUUAUUAUAAUCAUCAUAGAAUCAUAUUAAUGUAUUUAUUCAUCAGAAAAUAUAUCUAUCUUUUCACAGACACAAGCUGUUACACACAAAAUAUUCUGCAUGAAUGUUAUCCGAUCACAGAGAUUAAAGUUCCAGUGAGGAACUUUUGGUUUGUGUCACCUUUGGCGCCCCCUGUGGACAAAGCAAUGUUUUCUAAUCCUGUCCUUUACACACAUAAGUAGCGUUUUAUCACAAAAAAUUCUCCUCCUGCUGAUUUUUCCUUGUCAGUUGUACCAUUUAUUGUGAAUAUCUUGUGCAGAAAUGGUGAAAACAGGCUUUUUGAGCAGCUCGACUAAUACCUACCCCCUUACGCCACUUUAAGGUGGUAAUAUACAAAUAGUCAUUUUUGACAUUUAUAUAACAAAAAAGUGGAUUCAAUUGGAUUUCAGUCUAUUUCAGAAAUGUAAAAAAAACUCCUCAUAAAAGCUUUAAAAUGCUGCUUCAAGGAGAAACAGAUUUUAAGGUUAAGAAACUUUAAUAUCUUCAUUUUGCUCUUCAGAAAUUUAAAUCCUGGCUCAAUUUUGGAUGAACUCGGCAGCUACAGAACCACUUUUUUCUUUCAGCAGACUGAACGUUUUGAAUCUGUAGCUGCUGAAAUGAUUCAUGUCUUUGUCAGGCUUCUUUUCCAUGGCAACAGAAGCUGAGGCUCAUUAGUAUGAAGGUAUUUUUUGAGCUGCCAACCUGUCAGAAUGACGGAGAAAUCAAACACAGAGCUGAACAUCAUUAACCAGCAGGAUCCCCUUGGUUAUCUUGGUUGGGCUGUGAAUAAAAUACAUUCAUUUUUCAUCAUGAUGUUGAUCAUUUGUUUUCUGGGAAUAUUGUUGUCUCCUGGUGGCGGUUUUUGGGAGGGGAGUGAACACAAACAGAAAUGUUGGAGGGCAGCUGAUUUAAAACUGAAGGGGGCGCAUUAACCCGCAAAUAGGACUAACAGAUCAGUCAUUUUUAUCACACUACAUUAGAUUUGCUGCAUACAAAUCCCUGCAUGAGAUGAUUUUAUGUUGUAUUUUAGCCACAGCUGCAAGAUGACUUUAAUGUUUUAUGUUUUAGAGACGAGACAAUAAAGUUGGGGAAAAAAAACAAACUAAAAAAUUGUCUAUUUUAUUGAAUACCUACUAUAGUUGUGGAAAAGUUCACACACUAAGAGAACAAAUGAAGAGACUGCAGCAGCAGCGGCCUAACUCGGUGAAGAUGCUCCUCGGUUGUGUUCCUGUUGUUUCCUCCUCUCUGACAGAGCUGUUUCCCUCUGUGUGUUGUAUUUCAGAGCCCUUCAUGCUGAAGUGCGCUGACGCCGAGGGGAGCAAUUUCAGUGCAUCCCUCUGAACACACACACAUACAGUACAGUGGAGUCUUUGGAUCCCCGCUCUUCAUUGGAGACAAUGAGAGGCUACCUGCUGACUGCAAUCUUUCUGUUGCCCUUGGUGAGUAGUUCCUGUGUGUGCAUAUGUUCACAUGUGUGUUAGGGGUGUAGCAGCAUAUAGGAAUGUCUAACCAUCCGCACUUGAAGGAUUAGUGUGUGCGAGUUUUACAUCGUGAGCCCUUCUGUUUAUGAGCUCUGGUUUAGUCUCAUCCAAGCGUCUCUGGAGGGUCCAUAAGUGAUGUCUGCAGGAAGGGGAGAAAUCACCUCUUGCCGCAUCAGCGUUAUAGGUCCUGAAUCAGCUGUGCGUUAGGGCGCCCGUUAGAACCAUAACAGAUGGCCCAACUGACCAGAAAGCUGCCCAUCCAUCUGCUGUGAUUCACUUUUAUUAUUAGUGGUCUCAUUGAAAUAAAAAUCAGAAUGGAUGAGAUGUGCAAGAUGUGUGGGAGGAAUUAUAUUCGGCACAGCAGCAGUUUCCUUGGUGCAGCGCAGAAGCAUAAAUUGUUUUUGGUUUAUGUGAAAUAAAGUGUCAUUAUGUGACUCUGACGCCAUAGGUAGCAUCCUUUAUCCAUGUUUUUUACGAUAAUGGCCUUUCCUUUGAUAAUUGCCAGCACAAAGAAAUGAAAUAUUGACGGUUUUAUAAUGGUUACCAAGGAGACUAAAAUAUCUUCACCAACCUUUUCAUAACCUCCCUCUUACAUGUAUGAAGUGUUCCUCCAGUCUCUGUGCACAGUCCCAAACUGACCAUCAUUGGGAAGACAGGUUUGUCAUGAUGCACUUAUUGUGCAUCAAAUGGGUUUGUAAAGCGGGCCAGCGGUCUGCGACGUCAAAUGAGACUUUUAUUAUCUGUGCUGCACAGCUCGGUGGGAGCUAGUGAGUUAUCCGGUCCUCAAAAAUAGCCUUGGGGAAAGAAACGUGGCUCUGCAACUUCAAAAUGGACGGCUUAUCUGGACAGACAUCUGUCCAAGGGUGAGGAGAGGAGAGGGAUGCAGAGGGAUGAUUGGGAAAAGAGAAUAAGAGGCAUACUUUAUUGAUCUGUCUCUGCAAUGUUGUCAUUGUGCCUGUUUUAGAUUAGAGCUUGUUUAAACCCUCAAUUGUCCUCCGCUAACCUGGUCUGGGUUGCACCAAUUGACCACUGAGACAUACUUAUUUUACCAGCUUAUGUGUAAUUUUUUGGAAACUCAACUUAGUAUUUAAACAUUUAAAUCUGUAGGCAUUAUUGGAGAAUUGGAAAAUUAUAAAUGUCUUAGAUACAUAAUUAGGAAAUAGGAGCUAAAGCCUGGAGGUGGUCAGCCUAGCAUAAAAACAAGACAAUACAAAGGUAAAGAAAUCGACCUACAAGUAAAUCUAAAGCUGACUGGUUAAAGUAUUAUGUCUCUGUGCACACUAAAAAUGAAGUAAAUGACUUUAUUUAUCUUGCAGCUCUGUCCCCUUUCUGGUGAAAUGUUUGGCAGUAUAUGGAAAUUUUGGUAACACUUUACAAUAACCAUAACUUAUAAAUGGUAAAUAGACCAUUUGUAAAUGGUAAGCAGAUAGUUUAUUAAUGUUUAAUCAUCAUUUAUAAACAGCAUAUAAACCAUUAAUAAAUUGUAAAUUUUACCAUUUUAAAAAACCUAACCCUAACUUAACAAUAACCAUCUAAGUAAUGUUUAUGGGUGGUUUAAAAACCAAAUAUUAACCAUUUAUAAAGUGCUACUGACACACAUUUUAAUCUAGAUGCUUUACAAUCAAUAUUUAAACCCUAUAUAAACCUUCAAUAAAUAGUCCAUGCAGAUUAUUAAUCAUAGUUUCAUUACUUGUUAAUGGUAAAGUAACUAUUAACUUACAUUAAUAAACUAUCUAUUUGCCAUUUAUAAUUGGUCUAUAUGCUGUUUUUAAAUGAUGAUUAAACAUUAAUAAACUAUCUGUUUACCAUUCAUAAAUUAUGAUUAUUGUAAAGUGCUCCAGAAAUUUCAAGAGUUUGCCUGUUUAAUACACUGAAUAUCGUAAUGUAAAGACCAGCCUAACAAAGGACUAGAACUGGUCCAGUAUGAAUGAGAUCAGCAGAAAAGUGUCUGAAAAAUGAGACAUGUUGGUUGAUGGGUCUGGCGUCACCAGGCUAACUUUAAAUGUAGUUUUAAAAAAGGACACGAACUUGGACACAGCUCUGAUAACCAGUUAUUUUAGUUUUAGCUUUCUGAUACUGCGCUUGUUUUUUUGGUCUGUGUUGGCUGUUAUGAGGAGAAAUGUUAGACUGCUCUCACCCCUUAUCUAGUUCACAGAAGUUUGUGUGUAACUUCCUGGAGUGUCUGUCAGUUGCCUAGCAACAGAGCAGUCUUGAAAUGACCAAGAAAUAGUCCCUCACACAGAACCCCUGAAAAUUUUGUAUUUUAAGCUCAAUAUUUUCAUGAUAUUAUUCUUGAAAAAAAUAAUGUGACGUACUAACAGUGAGAUUUUAAUGUGCUGUUAUUCUUAAAGAGAGAGGACGAGAGAGGACAAUCACCUUCCCUGUAUGCAAUUUUUCUUUUUUUUUUUUUCUUUUUUUUGUAGGAUAUAUGUAUAUAUAUGUGUAUAUAUACUCACUGUGUCUUACACCAGGCUAAGCUAACCUGCAAACUUGAGAAAGAUUUCAAUAUUCUUACUUAACAUUUAUCAACAACCAUAAAAACUUUUUGUCAACAUUUACAUUUUGAAUUUCCCUUCAGGAAUUAAUAAAGUUCUUCUUAUCCUCUCUCAAAAACAUAAAAAUUUUCUUAAAAAAACAACCCAACAAGUUUUCUAUUAUUAUUAUUUUUUUUGUUAUCGUUAGCUAGUAGCUAACUAGCCAUCAACCAAGAUAUUUUACAGCAGGUUUCCUCAUAUAACAAAAAGAGAUAGUAUUAGCUUUUUAUUACCUCUUUUUAGAUUUAAAGUGGUUAAGACAGAUAUCUGCCAAUUUAUGUAUUUAACGUCAUUUUACUGUAUGUCAUCAAUUAAGCUUUAGUUUAGCUUUGAUAGUUGGCAUAGGUGGCUACGUUGCAGUUUUCACUGUUAAUUGCUGGCUCUAGUAUUUAGUAACAGCUUAUUUCUUGGUUAUAGUGAGAGCUUUUGUGUUUAUUUACUGUGUUAAUGGACACCAAACACACCCAGUAUAGUUUUGCACAUUCAAAGAGCUGCUGUUUCCUGCUCCAGAGGCUUCGGGGGCGUAAAGUUUGUGUGUUUGUGCAUAUGUGUUUCUGAUGGUCUGUUAGCUACCUGAUGGCAUUUGAUGACUUCUCGCAGUGAUGUGAAAAGAUCACAAACACAUGUUCAGAAAAGCUCCUCUCUUUCAAGAGAUUGCAGUGGAAUUGGUGUUAACAUAGAAAGACUGGGGUAAACACCAAUCCUCAUCAUAGUGAAGUAAAAAGAAGGUGCUAAUCUGUAUCGAGAACAUGUAAAGCUGCCUUUAAGAGCGCUAUAUAGGUAAAUAAUUACAAACCCAUUUGAUACUGUCAUCUUACAAGUCUGCCUGCACUCAUGCCAGAUAGAUAUUAGUCAUCUGCAUCCAAUUAUUUCUCAUUUCUGGGAGGCCUCGUCUACAAUAUGUAUUGGCUCCUGACUGGUUACCUGCUGCUUAGCAACAUGGAUGCUGGCUUUGGGUACAGAGCGGUCUUUCUUUUAAGCAAUGCCAGCUUUUAAUAUCAAAAAAUUUUCGCAGCAUGAAAAAAAAACCAAUCUCUUUUAUUAUUGUUUGUUUUUGUUUAGCCGCCAUUGUUGGUCAGGAAGUGUCGACCAGAACUUAGAUAGAACUUACCUCGAAAGCUGCUCCUCAUUAUUCAUCAGAGUUUUAAUAUUCUGCCUGUGUGCAGAGCGAUAAAGAGAGGAAGUGAAUCUGAGGACGUCUUCCCAGUCGUUUGAUGCCCUAUCUUAUCGAGGCAGUGAGGCCUGAAGUGAAUUCAUAUUGGAGGGCAGGGAGAUAGAGUGAUGAGUCAGCCAUGGCUCAGAGAGCUGGGACAUAUUACACCUGCCAUUUCACAGGGAGAGAGAAAGGAGGGGGCUGCAAGAGAGCAAAGGGGGUAAAACAGAAAUUGGCCCCUAAGAGAGCGGGAGGCAGAGUUAUAGAGACACGCAGUAUCUCAACUACCCAUCUGUCUGCGCUGUUAAACCAGACAGCACCUUGUGAAUCUGCAGAGUUUUGCUUCUUGGUUGAUUAUUAUUGCAGUGAAAUGGCAUUUGGAGCAUCAUAAACUUUCAUAUUUGACCACUGGGUGUGAAUUAUAAUGGACGACACAUCUCCAUAGCCUUUUGUUGUGGACAAGUGAAGCCAAAAUACCACCUUUAUGGGCACACACAAAAACAGUCGUAACGUUUUGUUGCAGCCGAGGUCUGCACAGAUGUGAUCUGGUCCAGGGGAGCUGCAGGAUUGACGUCACACCAAAGAACUAAUCACUAUGACAGUCAGGAGGCAUAUUAAAGAAUAUUUAAUUUAACAUGUUUUUCCAUUUUCUGGUUUGACCCGUGUUCUUUAUCAUUUCAAAAGUAAGGUUUAUUUUGGCUGCACUUAAAGGAGCAUCCAUGUCAUCUAUGUCUUUACAAAGUCUGUGUUUCACUCAGAAAACACAAAAUUUUAAUGAUUUGAUGAAGUUACUCUAAGUUGAUUAUGAAAUAUCAUAAUCCCUGCAGUGCACACACAUUGUAUGAAGCAUCCACUUUUAACCUCCUUAUGUUUUGACCCAGGAAUGUCAAAAAAGCAAUAUAAGAUUCUGCAAGUCAGGAGCAUUUUACAGGCUGAGGGAGUUUAGCAAAUUACCCCAAAUUACCCCAAUUCCAGCAAACCUGAACUGAUUGUAAUUAUUCCAAGACAAAAAUACAACUUUGACAAAUGAACUCUUUUUAAUGUUGUUAUUCAACUCAGUUCGGCACUGAGUUGCACCAGCUAUGAGUCAGUUUAAAUUUAGCCUUGACUGAAAGUAACACCUGAUUAAGGAUGAUGUUUACACAGUUUUAGGUGUCUCACCAACUUACAAUAAUAGUUUCAGUGCAAGUAUAAAUUAUAACUUAAAUGUUUUAUCUAGUUUUGAAUGGAUGUGAAGUCAUAUUGUUGUCGUGACAUGAUUUUCAGAGAUGGAAGUUGAGGUUUUUAAAAGCUUUUUUUCUGUGGAAAACAUAGACUAGUAAAAUUAAUUUAAGGUCAAACACACCGUAACACCGAGUUAGACACCCCGUCAACCACACAACUUUAUUUCUUUAUCAUUUCCUUGAAGUAAUUAUCACCAUAUUAAUUAUCUUGCACUGCAGACGCAGUAGUUCUUCUGCCUUAGCGUCUCAGUCUGAUUGCAUUUCCAUGAAGAAAUGAUCAUAAAUGUUCUUCCUUGGGCUGUGUCACCCCGUAGCAGUCCAUAAUGGACCGGCCCAAGGUCUCGCUAUAAACAAGCGGCUGCUGGAAGAGAGUAGGUGAGUUGUGUUUGGUCUCUUUGCUAACGAAAUUAAGCAAAGCUAAAAAGAUGUUUGGUGGCUAGUACUAUGGCUGGGACCCUAUAUGUACUGUUGAUGAAGUUAGGUGCUGUUCUGAACGUUAUUUGUGGCUAUAGAGUGGCGUUUCGGUUGAGGUUUAUUUAUGGCUCCUCAGACCGCUGUGUAUUGCUAUCAGGCAGUCGUUAUUAAAGUUUGUAAAACUAGAGAAGCGAGCGGUUACGAUGUGUUUGACCCUAAAUUAAUUUUACGCCGGAAUAUCUCUUGAAGUUUCUCUAUGUACAUCAGUGACUUAUGCUGCAUGAGUAAAAACAAGCACACAGGUUAAAGUAAUGAUGAAUAGGUGUAAGUACACAUGAAGUAUGAACACCUGUCUCCUGAGUAAAACUCUUGUACAUCUUUACAUUCAUCGAACACAACUUCUUGUACUUUAUGUUACAUAAACAGACCACCUUUCUUGCACACAUCUUGAUUACUGUUGCCACUUGAUAAACUGAAAGCUCUUUAAUAUCAGUGAAAUAGACUGAAAUUCAUAUAAAUGUCUUUUUAUGAUACCUAAAAGCAAACAAGACCAUCACUGACCAUAUUGAAGAUUUUUUCAUUACAAUGUUUAAUGCCUAACACAGGUGUGAGGGAGUAGGUGUCAGUAGGUGACAAUAAAUGAUGUAUUUGACUGUGAAAAGAGGACGUUACUUAAAUAUGUAUGAAGAUGGCAAAAUGAUGUAGUACUGUUUGGCCAUAGGGGCGACAAAAUGGACAAUUUCUCACAGAAGCUUUAAAUAGGCUGUAAUAAGUUUGCAUCUACUAAAAAACCAAAUGUGUUUUUUUUCAUCAGCUAGACACCAGUUUUUCCUGCUGGAAGUAACUUUGAUGAGUGUUGGGAGAGUUGAUUUAAAAACAGAUGAGUUGCAGGCUGUGAAACCCAGUUUAUGAGUUUCUUAUUCACUGUUGUAAAAGCCAAACAUCACAUUAUCCCAACAAAGCUCUCCCCACUUCAAAAGAGCGGAGAAAAGCCUGAAGAAAAAAGGCUGACGAACACAGGAACUUUUAAUUUCAUUGAAGGAGGAGAGCUUGUGAAACUUAAGCCAAUUUAACUAUGUUUCUAUCAUUACUCAAAAGAUAUUGUGCAAUUUGUUGUUCCAAAAGUUUAAAAUGAGUUGGGGAAACAAAACUUUUAGGUCUUCUUCACUUUUUUUUUCCUGAAACAAUCUUCCAAUCAGCCUGGGUGUAUUUAAACUAGGGGUGUCCCUAUACACAUUUUCGAUACGAUACCUUUACUGUAGCCUUCAGUAUUGGCCGAUUCCGAUAUUGAUCCAAUAUUGGCACAAACUUGUGCGUGACAAGUUUUGCACUCAGCUGCAACGUCUUUUUCAGACUGUAAGGAAAAAUACCGCCACAGGGCCGACAUCACUCCUACUCCUUGCUACUUUGUCAGUACCUUAGUACACACUGCUGUUGUGAUUAUAUGGGCUCUGCAUGCUGGAUCCAAUAUUUGCGGAUAUCGCACCGAUAUCAGAUAUCGAUAUCAUAUCGGGACACCCCUAAUUUAAACCCUCAUUAAAAGUCUCAAAGCCAUGUAGUUUUUACUCAACUCAACUCAACUCAACUUUAUUUGUUAAGCACUUUAAAACAACCACAGCUGAACAAAGUGCUGUACAUAACUAGACAAAACAACAAGAUAAAAAACAAUUAAAAUAAUGGAUAAAAUAAAAGCAGAAUUAAAAAGUAAAAUAUAGUUUCAAUGUUUUUAAAAACUAAUUUAAAAACAUAGAAACAAAUAACUAAAAACAAACCGUAAAACACUAAAACAGGAGCCGAGUCUCAUGUAGGGUUAAAAGCCAAUGAAUAAAAAUGGGUUUUAAGACGACUUUUAAAAAUUAGACUAAUUUAUUCCAUUAGAAAUGUAAACCUACUGUAAAAAUGUGAUUAUUUUGUUGGGAUGACUUGUGUCGUCUCUGAUCUCACAGGGACUCACCUGGCCAGAUAAAGGUCAAAUAAACAGAGUCAAUAAAAGUCAAUUUACAUAAAAGUAUCAAGUUUUCAGUCUCUUUAACUUGUCAUGUAACAGGGUAGUAUUUUAGAUUAGUUCGUUUUUUUGUAAUAACGUGUAAGUUUGUGUUUAAUUCCUCCAGGUGGCCUCAGAGUCCGAGCACUGUAUCAUCAAGCGUGAACAUGAGAAGUGCAUGGAGCGGAUCAUGCUGCACAAUCCCACCGAUGACCAGGAACUGGGUAAGUGAGAUUGAGUCUGCAAUAUUGUCUGAAUGUGUUUAUGCAUUUUUACACUCUUUGUUGCCGUAUCCUUGUUCGUGCGCAAUUUGUCAUAAAGCCGCUGCUCUCCAUGUAGUCUGCUGGGACUGAGCUGUUUACAUCUCACUCAGUAAAACGCUGAUGAAAGUCGUGCGUCUCUUUUAAAAUCCCGCUUUCCGGGAAGGAAUAAAUAACAGAGUUGUUUGUUCACUCAGUGACAAAGCAUUUUUCACUUUAUCCAGUGAAAAGGUCACAGAGGGACACAUAAGGAUGAGAAAUGACUGCUGUUUCUAUCAUAUUCACAACACCAAUGCAUCACCCUAGAUGGCUACUCCGUGCUCAUCUCACACACCAGAGACUAUCCAGUGAUACACAGCUGUCUGCCUGUAACGUCCUGCUGGGCUUCUUUCAUGUUUUCCUCUUUCACACACACACCAAAAAAAAAACAAAAAAAAAAGCAGGAUGCUCGGUAUGUGAUUCCUGGAAGCAAUUAUUUUCUUGGCUGUGGACGGUGGUUCUCAUUAGCAACUGCUGUAGGUCUCCCACUGCUCCCGAGUUGCCCAACAGACUGCAUCUCCCAGACUGCACUGUGACUCAUAACUCUCUGUGCGGCUGACGCUGAGGAAAAACACGAACACACAAAGGACUUUGAAAGUAGAAUAACAUGUUAAAAGCUUAGAGGAGCUUGAAGUUGAGCGAGUUUUAAAUCAGUGAAUCUCACAAACCUCGUCUGCAGUGUUUGACGUGGAAAGCUAAAUGUGCUCAUCUCAGCUUUUGUGUAUUUUUGAUUCAUUUUUGGAAAUUCUUAUGACCAGAUGAAGGUUGAAGCACAUUAUUUUAUUCCAUUAGAUUUUUGGUUUUCAUUUUAUACUUACAAACAUGGUAAAAGUAAGUCCUCUGUGUCUCUUUCCCAAACUUCUCUGACAUGGACGCUUUGUUUUUGUAUUGAAGUUUCCAUUUUUAGAAAGCAAAGUCACAUGUGUUGCCCUGUUCUGACCUUUUGAGUGAUUCCUGUUUCCUCCGGUCCCUUUUAUAAGGAACCGUUCUGUGUUUGUGCUGACAGUACAUGGCUGGUGAGGAAACAAAAAUGCUGGGUUUGCAUAAAACCGAUAUGGAGCUUGAAAUUUGUUUAGAGAACUGAGUAUGAGAAGAGGACAAGAAUAAACAAGAGAAAAUAAAAGCAGACUGUAGGUGGUUGGAUGAUUUUAUUUUAUUUACUUCUGCUAAUAAGAUCCAUCUCUAAAAGAAUUGUUUGUUCUCAGUAUUUAAUCCAGGUUUUCAGACCUCAGAUUAGUAUGUAUGCUGUGUGAAAUUGCUUCAUGGUGAUUUGUUUUUUUCCGGUGCUUCACUCACAAUCUGAAUGAGCUAAAUUUAGCAACAGCAGCUUUGGCGUCUCAAAAUGAUUGGAUUAAUGUUCUCUGAAAGGGUACUUCACAAAUAAGUUUCCUUAAAGCCAAACGAGGAAGAAGUUGAUCCAAAUUAAUUAGAGUCGAUGAGUUUUUUCCUUUUAAUAUGUCAGUCCCACAACAGAACAGACUCGAACACUUUGUAUUGAAAUUAUUAUAUUGGAUUUUAAUUGAGUUAAAGGAAAACAAAUCAAAUGAUUUAAUAGUUAAUUAUAAUUUUUAUUAUAAGUAAAAGAAAAUUUCUUGUUCUAACAGAAGGAAUUUUGUCUUUGGGUGAUUUGUGCUUUUUUAAAACUCAUUUGCCAAACAGUGAAUUAAUAAAGAAAAUAAUCAGCAGACAGAAAGGAGACAGUCUGCAGUUUAUUUGUCUUCAGUUUUAGCCGUUUUAAAGCGUCUGUGUGGAGUUUCUAACAUGUAAUAGAGUUCACUGAAAUAAUUACUGAUGCCUGGAUAUGACUUUUAAAAGCAUCAGUAAUCACGUUUACAUGGGCAAAAUUUCUUGAUCUGAUUUCCAAUAAUCAGAUCAUGAUGUGCGUAAACAUGCACCAAGCUUUAUUCAGAUUAGAAGCAUUUGGACAUGCACAGAGUUGUCUGAUUUUGUUAAAACAACUGCGGAAGAAGAGUUGUAUUAUUAAACACGGUAGUAGCGCACUCCAUUCAAUUCACAAGUUUCCCCUCUGUUAAAUGUUGUCACUAGAUGGCGCCCCUGGUACUUAUUUUACUGUUCUCUCAAAGGUCGCUCUGUGCGCGCAGAUGUGGCAUCAUUAUGCUGUAUAUUUGCCUUGUUAUGUUACCGGAGGAGCAGACUACGGCACCUGUGGUUGUGUUUUAUGCGAGAGAAUUAAAAAUGAAACCUCCCGUACCAACCUCCAUAAAUAGCCAAAGGUUAAAGAGUGAAUGUGAGUCAGGUAAGAGAGUCACGAUCGGAAUAAGUGUUUACAUGGACGCGCUUCGGAAUGACAAUCGUCAUAAACCACCUCUCUCGAUCGGAAUACAAUUUCUUUCCAAUUGAGCCGAAUUGGAUCAGAAUCUCCCGAUCAACAUGUUUCAGAUCAGAUCGGGCAUUUAUUCUGAUUAUUUGUGCCCAUGUAAACGCAGCUAGUGACAAUAGUAAUCACAGCUGGAUGUAUAUUUUACAUGGAUGUUUUAACUCUGCCAGAGGGGAAGGUGGCAGGUCAGGCAAAUUAAAAGCAGGCUGCAAAUCAUAAAAAGCUGAAUGUCUGGAUUCUCGUGUUUUGCUCUCAGUGUUUGAGAUUUGAUAGAAAAAUAAUGAAUGAAUAUUCUUUUAGCAGGUGGUUGUACAGGGAAACUUCACUCUGAUCCACCUCCUCUUUGUGUGGCACUCAAUUGAAUCUGAAUACAGAAAAAAAAACAAUUCCCUCAAUUAUCUGAUAAGAUCAGGUUUAAUUAGAAAAAAUUCCUCCAUGUGUUCAUGUGCUUGUUCUCUACGCUGUGUAUGUGCAGGAUGUGUGUAGAGAUACUGAGCAGCCCAGUGAGAUUUCAGUACAUUGGGGGAUCUUGUGUGAGAUAUCCAGCGAAGCAGACAGACUCUUUUAUUAAGGCGGUUACCUCUGCUGCUCUGUGCGGCUCAUUUGGCUCCGAUUUGCCCUUUAAAAGGUAAUUGGCUUUGUGUCCGGCUCACCAGACAGAACCAAAACAGAUUAGAGAAAGGUCUGCAGAUACACAUAUAUGUCAGAGCGCACACAUGCACACAGAGAUACCUGCUUGCACUCUUAAACUCACGAGAGUAAAUGAAGAUGCAAGAUCGAACCUGCUGCUGAAGCACUAUGGAAGAAUUCAAGCAAAAGCAGUAUUAGUUAACCUGAGGAGAUGGAGACAGAGAAAAGGAGGGUCCUCACAACAAAGUAAGAAGAGGUAGAAAGAGAGGGAGAAAUCAAAGCAGCGCUGAAAAUAUCAUAUGUGGGAUUAAUCUUGAAUAUGAGCCGAGAAAUGAUUCAAUCAGGGUUCCUACACAGUUGGAAUUUCCAUACUUUUCCAUACCCUACUUUUUAGGAUUAUUUUUGGAAAUACCUACUUUUCUAUUUUUAGAAAACUGUAUUUUAGGUCUAUGGUAAUAGUCUGGAAACAAAGAUAUUUUUCCAUACUUUAUUUCUCAUUUGCCUUUUUUACUUUUUAAGACCUGAAAAUUGAUCGAAGUACUUCCAUAUUUUUCCAUACUUUCCAUUCUUGCAUUGGAACCCUGAUCAGAUCAGAGCAAAACUAAACAGAAAUUAAAACCGAAUUAUUGGCAACUUGUUUGUAAUACUAGAUAGAAAGUAUCUGAAUAAACUGACAGAAAAAAAAUGAUAAAAAUGACCUUUUUUUCCCUCAAACUAUCAGGGUCUAACACGUCAGUUCUGCCAUAAAUAUCUUUUAAUAUCUCAUAAUUAAAUUGGUGUAUAUACUGUAUAUUAUGUAAAUUCACAUGUUUAAAGUUUUCUUUGUUUUAAGUCCUUUAAGUGACCUUUGACCGAAAAAAAACAAGAAAAUCUCCUCCUGCUGUAAGGUGUAUUAUUUGCUGUAAGUGUUUUAUAUACUUUAUUCAGCCGCUCAUCAACACCUCUUACACAAGUUUAAGGCAUUAAGAAUUACCAGCCCUGAUACAGUAAUCAAAAGUCUUAUCCUUGAUGGUCUUCAGUGAUGUCCAAAAACUCCUCAUAGCAGCUUUAAAGGAUAAAGUUACAUUCAAGUCAGAGGGGAUGUGUACUAAAUUUUCUUGUCAGUGCAUUGUUAAUGAAUUGAAGAAUGAAUGGAUGAAUUUCUUAAUUAAUUUCUCUUUGAGGGAUCAAUAAAGUUCUUGUAUUUUAUUGUCUCUGAUAUCAAUGUAAACCAAUACAGUUUUAUAAAAUGACCAAACUUUUCCUCCCACUUUAGAUUAAAACAUUUCUCGCCCCCAGGGGAGUCACGCCUCACCCUUUAGGAACAUUUGUCUUAGACGAUAAAUAUCACUCUGCCCCAUGUGGGUGUUAAUGAAAGAUCACAAGAAAUUAAACCUUCAAUUCAAUCAGUGUAACUUGAGUUUAAUUCAGUUUCAUGCAAUUCAAUCAAUGUUGGUUUCACUUCAUCAGUUCACCAUCAGAAGAAUCUGAUAAAAUCUUCCUCUGACCUCUUUGUGUCGUUUCUCUCUCGUCUUUUCAGUGUGUCCGUGGAUGUGGGACAAUCUGACCUGCUGGCAGGCAGCCAGCAUCGGAGAAGUCGUGUGGGUCAACUGUCCAGAGCUCUUCCAUGACUUCAUGGGUCCUGACGAUGGUGAGGAGAGCACCAGAUGUGUGACUUAUUUGAUUUGAUCUCAUUUGUAUUCGGUUUAAGUCCGAGCUGGAACAUGAUCUGUCUUUCAGAGAUGGGCAGGGUCAGUCGUAACUGCACCGAGUAUGGCUGGUCUGAACCCUUCCCUCACUAUGUGGACGUCUGCUUCUUCUACGACAACAACACGAAACCUGUGAGAACACCUAUUCUUACCUAUUAUUGAUAUCCUCUUUUAUUAAUCACACACAAAACUCUUAGUAACCUUCCAUCUUCAACGUUAGGACACAUACUACUCCUCAGUCAAGGCUCUGUACACAGUGGGCUACAGCACAUCGCUGGUGUCUCUGACCACAGCUAUGGUCAUCCUCUGCAGAUUCAGGUGAGUUAGGCUGCUUAUUUUCUUUUACAAAAAAAAAAAAGGAAAAUCGCUCUUUAUUGGGCGUUUUCUACUUUCAGUAUGUUUGGAGGACAAUAGGCAGAGCAGGAAAUUCCUGAGAUUGGGCUCUAAUGCUGAAUCUGCUCGAGUAAAGGUCCAAUCCCAAACCCCUUUUCCCAAAACUGGAGUCUGAAGUGAAGCUCUUAAAGUGCUCCUCUCAUAAAUAAAGGAUUGACUUCAGUAAUAUGAUGCAGUAACACCGUCCAGCCAAGGUCUUUUAGCUCCUCGGCAUCCCAGAGAGAGAUCGUAAACGCACGAUAACCUGGGUCAGUGCUCAAAGAAAAUCUCAAACUGUGAUAACUCUCCCUCUUUUUUUCCUCUUCAGCUCCGUCUCACACACGCUUACAUCUCCCAGAAACCAGAUACUGGUUCUCUAUGUGACAUGCUAAUCAAACCCCCCAGUAAUCACCAUUUAUUCAAACAGCUUAGGUCCUCUCUUAACCACCUCUGUACAAAACUGUAUGACUGUGAUAGAAGGGGGUAGGUGUCAGCCUCUGACUUAUUUCUAUUUAAAGGGAUAUUGCAGCGUAAAAUAGAUUUAGGGUCAAACACACCAUAACACAGAGUUAGACACCCCUGCGAGAGAUAAAUGUUGCUGACCGCUUGCUUCUUGAGUUAUACCAACUUACACCAACACAGUGGUCUCAGGAGCCAUAAACAAACCUCAACCAAAACGCCACUCUAUAGCCACAAAUAAUGCUCAGAACAGCACCUAACUUCAUCAACAGUACAUAUAGUGUCCUAGCCACCAAACAUCUUUUUAGCUUUGCUUGAUUUCUUUAGCAAAGAGACUAAACACAACUCACCUACUCUCUUCCAGCAGCCGCUUGUUUGUAGCGAGACUUCGGGCCAGUCCAUUACGGACUACAGCGGGGUGAAGCAGCUCAAGGAAGAACAUUUAUGAUCAUUUCUUCAUGGAAAUGCAAGUGCAAAAUGAUUAAUAUUGUGAUUAUUACUUCAAGGAAAUGAUAAAGUAAUGAUCAUAAAUGUUCUUCCUUGAGCUGUGUCACCCCGCUGUAGUGCGUAAUGGACUGGCCCGAGGUCUCGCUACAAACAAACGGCUGCUGGAAGAGAGCGGGUGAGUUGUGUUUAGUCUCUUUGCUAAAGAAAUCAGGCAAAGCUAAAAAGAGGUUUGGUGGCUAGUACUGUGGCUGGGACCCUAUAUGUCCUGUUGAUGAAGUUAGGUGCUGUUCUGAGCAUUAUUUGUGGCUAUAGAGUGGCGUUUUGGUUGAGGUUUGUUUAUGGCUCCUCAGACCGCUGUGUAUCACUAUCCUGCGGUCGUUACUAAAGUUCGUAUAACUAGAGAAGCAAGGAGUCGUCAACAUUCAUCUCUCGAUGGGGUGUCUAACUCGUUGUUACGGUGUGUUUGACCCUAAAUUAAUUUUACGUCGGAAUAUCCCUUUAAGUCAAUCCAAUUCAGGCAUGUUUGGGUGUGUUUGUCAAACUUUCUCAAUCUCUGCAGGAAACUCCACUGCACCAGGAACUUCAUUCACAUGAACCUGUUUGUGUCCUUCAUCCUGAGAGCCAUCUCCGUCUUCAUCAAGGAUGGAGUGCUGUACGCUCAGGAGGACAGCGACCACUGCUUCGUACACACAGUCAGUAACCAGAACUAAUACAUACACUAUCCGCGGCUGAUGUGCUGCAUGUUUCUGCUCCGUAUGGUCAUAAUCAACAGGAGAAAAAAAAAAAAAACAGAACAAUGCUCUCUUGUUGGGUAUGAUUUAAUGAAAAAUGGAUGUGCUACUUUCAGUCAAGAAGACUUAUUACUUCAUUAGCCUAGAUUUGAAGCAUAAAAUAGCUAAAUAAAGCUGUUAUUGUUGUAAAUUAUCCUAAAUCAGUAUCAGAAGUUUGCAUUGGCAGCAGCGAGACGUUUCCUGGAUUAUUAUCAGCUAAUCAUUUCCAGAGCGGUUUAUAAAAGGAUUUGAUGGAAGUGCGGCCACUUGUUUUAUAAAGAGAAACAUAUGUUCUUUUUCUGUUUGAGAUAUAAGGAGAGGUUUGUAGACAGAGGGGCUUCAAACACUUCCCCUCAAGUCUCUCCUGUUUGAUAUUUACCUUUGAAAGUACUUCAGUCACAUGCAGAUCGUACACAAAGCAAACACGCUAUUAGAUGACUAAUACUCCCUGAUUACGAAUGCAGAACAAGCUCUUAGCCUUUGUCUGCUAACAACACAUUGCUCACUCUUGUUAAGCAGCCAUGAUAAAUAAACCUAAUUAGGUAUGCUAAUGGCUUCAGCAAGACCAGUGGAAAUCUUCUACUAGAGGCUAUUAACAUUUCAAUGGGUGCUGUGGCCUUUUUGUCAAAACCGCUGCUUUACUCCUGUCACUAUGGCGAUCACAGGUCAGCAUCGUGAUAUUGUGGUACCAGGAAUUAGAUCUGCUCUGUAAUUGGUUGACCCCCACUCUUUAAUUAACAUGAUGUCAUUUGAUUAUGUUGCUCCUGAUAUGUGUACAUGCGGGGCCUCUGCUGCCGCCUGUGAAAAAAGCAUGUUAAAUCCACUCAUGCAGUGGUUGCUAAAUGUUGUGAUUUUAAGGGAAAUUGUAGUGUACUGCACUGAGUCGAAACCUUGUUGUAACAGUGACAAGGAUCUCUGUUUGCACUGUGUUUUACAGGAACGGGGACAUUUGUCACUCUGACAUUUAUUGUCUUAGGUUUUGCAUUUGUAGCUCCAACAAAAUGCUAAAAAAAAAAAACACCUGCUCGUCCAAAGCAGACGUUAUAUACCUAACAUUUUUAGGGUCUCACAACUGACUGCUGGUGAUACCUUUAAAAAAUGAUUUUGCAGAUUUUACCUUUCCUUUUAUAUACGGUAAUAAGAAAGCCAGUGAGUCAGAUCCAGAUCUGAAAUAACUCAUAAAAGAUGACUGUCUGUUCUCUUUCUUGCUCUCUCUGCGUUUCCUCUCGUGCAGGUGGGAUGUAAAGCCGUAAUGGUUUUCUUCCAUUACUGCGUCAUGUCCAACUACUUCUGGCUGUUCAUUGAGGGUCUGUAUCUCUUCACUCUGCUGGUGGAGACUUUCUUUCCUGAGAGACGCUACUUCUACUGGUACACUAUAGUAGGAUGGGGUGAGUAUCCAUACUUGAGUGAUUGCCAUAGUAACUAUAUGUGUAACUCCACUCUCCAGGGCCUGUGUCCAUUAACAGUGUGUGUUGCACAAGCAGCAACCACGACCUCAAAUUUAAAGCACUCCUCUGCAGCACCUGUUGUUGCUGGUUACAAGUUGUCUUCAGUCUCCUUUUAUAGUGACAGUUAUGUCUGUUUAAUCAAUCACAAGGAGUGAAUUCUUGACAAUAGCAGCUCUACAUCUUGAGAUAUAACUUUAAAGAAAUGAGUCUGGAUGUUGAGUUUUUUUAACAGUUACUAUUAGUGAUCCUUCAUCUUUUUAAUUGGUAUUAUUAACUGGACGCAGGUAAAUGAAUUAUUGAUGAUUUGUGCGAGGUGAAGGGGUGGGACCGGGCAAGUUUCAACUUCCUUUCACUCCAUUUUGAACAUGCGAAUGACAAAAUAAUUUGACUCUGGUUUUGCUUUCUUUCUGGGUUUUUAUGUUUUGUGUGUAUGUCUAUGUCUUUAAUUUGUACUAUGUUUAAUUGUUGUUCAUGUUCAAAUAAAUUCUAUACAUAAUAAAUAGAUAAGAAUUGGUCAGCGAGGGGGAAACGACAGCGACAAACUCGGCAGAAAUUGAACUACUUUCAGCUGAGAGCAACAAAAACAGCUAAAGUUGAAGAUGUUUUUUAACUUUGUCAGGAUACUGAAACACUGAGCUGCAUUGGACUUAAAGAGUAAAUUGAUGCUGCUGACACCAAAAGCGUCUAGUGGACACAGGCCCUUAGUCCACACUUAGCUUUGAAAGUUAUCUUCAUGUCAGCAAUCAUUCAUUCGUAAAUAAUUCCUAAAUAAGUAAUUCAUAAAUAAUAAAUAAAUAAUUCAUAAAUAAUUCAUAAAUAAUAAAUAGAUAGUUCAUAAAUAAUAAAUAAAUAGUUCAUAAAUAAUAAAUAAAUAAUACAUAAUAAAUAGUUCAUAAAUAAUAAAUAAAUAAUUCAUAAAUAAAUUCGUAAAUUGAUAAAUUGACACAGAAAGCGUCUAGUGGAAACAGGCCCUUAUGCCACACUUUCAGCUUUAAAAGUCGUCUUCAUGUCAGCGUUAUUUAAUUUUAGAGGAAUCAUUUACAUGAGAUUUGGAUGUCCUGAUAGUUCAGAACGUUUCAUCCAGCGUAUCUCAUUGAAGAAAUGAUUCUUGUGUUGUAUCUGUUGAUUUGCUGUGUGAUGAAAACCAGACCUGUCAUUGUAUUGAUUGUACCGUGUAUGCCAGAACCAGAUGAAUGCAAAAUACAAAGAUCUAUGAUCGUAUCCUCAGUGUAUUGAUCGUUACUGUUUGUAUCACAGGAACUCCCACCAUCUGCGUCACUGUCUGGGCGGUUUUAAGGCUCCACUUCCAUGACACCGGGUAAAACACCUCUGGAGGAACUGCAGCAACCUUACCAACCUUACCUUGUUCUGGCUUUUAAUAUUGGCUUUGCAAUUUCACAUGAUAGGAAACACAUGGCCUCGGAAGAAACAUUUAUCUUUUUACGCCAGUGUUACCAUUUAUUUUCUUUUGUUUGAAAUCCUCCUGUCCUCUCUGACCCUCUUGCCCACUCUCUUAAUCUGCAAAAGGACACCCGUUUGAUGUUAUGUAAUACAAAAUGCUGAGAGACAGUAAAGAAGACCACGCACUGACCUCCUCCUCUUCCUUUUUAGAUGCUGGGAUACAAAUGAGAAUACUGCCCUCUGGUGGGUGAUUAAAGGACCAGUUGUAGCCUCCAUUAUGGUAGGAGAAAUGUUUCCCAUCAGAUUUAUUUAAAACAUUUUCCUUUAUUAUUCUCGUAAACAUCAGAUUUUUUUUUCUGUGUUCCUCAGAUCAACUUUGUACUUUUCAUUGGAAUAAUAAUCAUCCUGGUCCAGAAGCUGCAGUCCCCUGACAUCGGAGGGAAUGAAUCCAGCAUUUACCUGUAAGUUACGAUAAAUGCUAAUAUCCUCUGGAAUAGCUUGUUUGUAAGAAAUAUGUUAUAAUAGAAAGUAAUUAAGCUGUAAGAUGAUUUAAAAAGAUGACAAACAAUACUGCUACUGCGUCUUUAAGGAUGCAGCUGGAAUUGGUCAGUGUCAUGUUUUUCUUAUUAAGAGAGCCUGUAGGACAAUAUUAUCUUAGGAUGAAGUCAGCUCAAAGCUACAGUAUGAUAUUUCUUUUUCCACUGAAAUAAAACUUCUUUUUUGUUGUUGAAGAUGACUUAAAAACACAUAAAUAAGCUCCACUGUUGCAUUGGAUGUCAACUGGAUAAUUUCCUUCUUUUUGAGUCGUGUUUGUUAAAACUCUGCUGAUUAUAAGGAACUACUAAGACUAAGAUAAGGAGUCAGGGUCCAGGUGUUGGAAAAAUUAAGGUCUUUUAUUGACUUUGUUUAUAGGAAAACAAACAAUUACACCAGCUUUUUCCUUUAAUCAAUCACUGCAUGGCAACCCAGACACAAUAUGCUAACAUGUUUCUUGUUUUUCUGCAAACUCUACCACUAAAAAAACAAUAAAAGCCAUCGUCCGUACACUAUUUAAUAAAAUCACAAGACCCGUAAAAAAAAGCGGAGCACGUUUUAUCGCAGCCGUUAAAAUGUCUCACUUUACAUUUUUAUCAUUAAACCUCUUGUGUGUCUUUGCAGACACUUUUUCAGAAUAAAUUUAAUCUUUGCUACCUGUUGGCAGGAAGCUUGAGCCUCAUUAUGGAGCUGUACUGUAGCCAGACAUCACUCCUGUUCAGCUCCCACAGGAAGGCGUCUUUUGAGGCCCUGCAGAUAAUGUCAUUCUCAUCUGUUGCCUAGACCUGUGCGUGUGUGACCAAGUGUGAACGUAUGUGUGAGUGUGUGAGUGAAUGUGUGUGUGUGUAAGUAGCGUAAGACUGUGUGUCUGUGUCCCUAAAGACAUUGUCUUUGUUGUAUUGUUGUGUUGUCUUUGUGCUGUGUAGCAGCUGUGCUCAGAAAUGCUUCAGUGAGCCCACACAGGCUGUUCAGCAUUCGUGCAGGAUGUCAGAGUUAUCCACCAUCACACUGUAAGUGUGUGUGUACGUGUGUGUUUGUUGGCCAACAUAUGUGUUUAUGUGUCCGUCCCGUGUUGACCGUAUGUGUGUGUUGUGCACCAGUGGUUCUCGAAGCUUUUCACAACGGUCCGGACUCCCACAUGCCAUACUUUCAUACUCACAUUAACUUUAAGUUUUCUUCUUGUGUGGACCCUUACGUCCAUGCAGUGCACCCUUUACACCCUCAAAACAAUCAAACCAUCACAAUGACAUGCAAACCUUUGCAUUGAAAUAACCUUUAAACCUGGUCUUAACCCUCAAAUAAGCUCUUUGAACUCAAGUAAAGAUAAUGAAGCAGAAUUCUUGAGCAGUCCUCUCAAAAAUUUCUUGAUUUGUGAUGUUACUUUUCAACGUCUCCCACAGAAAAAGUUCCAAUUUUGUUUUUUUCUGUCCUUGAGGACCAGACUGUACCAUAGACUGUAUAUAGAAUGGACGGAGUCUGCCUCCUCUCUGGGUGAAGCCACUCCGAGAACAGCACCCUCUGUUGAUGGGCUGCAGUAUAGGUCAUAAAUCCCGCCUCCGCCAGCAAAGCUUAUGAAGCUGUAGACAAACUUUAGAAAUUUAUUACACAGAACAUAAAUUUUUCUCCCCCCUGCUUGUGAUGUUGACAUGUAGUUAUUGUAAGACUGGUUUGUGCUCAAGUCCUCUUUUUUCUGUACAGCUCAGUUUUCAAAGGUUAUUAGGGGGUUAAUGUUUUCUAUGAUUGACACCUGGUACAGCCUAUUGGCGUUCAGGGAUUGCGUAGCUCACCCGGGGGAUACAAUGUUUGAGCCGAGCGUCAUCACAGCGACUCUCGGCGACUGCGCGGCCGAAUGUGCGCAUCGCUACAGCGCAGCUCUGGUUUCAGGAAAUGAAGAAAAAUCCCGGAAUUACCGAGAGCUUUUUGGCUUCAAAUCCGUAUACAGGCAGGAGGCGGAACCAAGUUGUCCAUAGUAUAUACAGUCUAUGGACUGGACUCCUAAUAACUUCCCAUUUAUGCCUCAUUUUUCUUCUAAUGUCUCAUUUGUUUUGUUUCUUUGUACCUCCACUCCUCACCUCCAAGUCAAAACUAAUACUUUCCUGCUUGUAACUCCAGGAGUAGAUUGCACAUGUCAGCUGUUGUCCCUGUUUCAGUCAUGGACAGAGAUCAGUGCACUAAAUCUGAUCUCAAUUCAACAGGAUAAGGCUGGGGUAACUGUGUAUUUGUCUUACUGUCAACCUGUCCCAUAAUGGACCUAAACCAACGACUUCAUUUAUCGUGGCAAAAAAUACAGAUUAGUGACUUCCCCAGCUAUCCUCUUGUUAAUAUUUCCAAUUUUUUAUAAAAAAAAAUCACCCUCCAAGGUGAGUAUUAACAACUGCAGUGUGGCAAAUGUUAAUCUGACAUGAAAGUAACUGCAGUUCAUAUGCUAACUGUGAAAUACUGAGAUUUAUGCUCAUGUUUUUAUCUUUUUUUGCUGAACAGAAGAAAGAGACAUAUUUGGAUUGGGCUUUAUGAACAAUGAGUUGAUUUCAUUGUUGGUUUUUGUCUUUUAAUGGGAUUUCUACUUGAAACAAUAAACAAAAACGACUCCAGUCUUAUCCUUCAGUAAAAACCCUCCUUUUUUUCAUUCAUGUCUUUAUAAAGAAUUGAGAGCUGUGAGUAAAAGACUCAGAAAAUGUGUCAUAACAUUGCAUCAGUGGCUCUGUUCUUGCAUCACAUCCAGCUGACCGGCCCGAUUAAACCAUGGCUUUGAUUUACAUUUGACUUCCACCCCACUAAUCAACUGUGUGUGUUUUGUGUGUGUGUGUCUGUAUGUGUGUGUGUAUGUAUGUAGGCGUCUGGCACGCUCUACCCUCCUGCUCAUCCCUCUGUUUGGAAUUCACUACACUGUGUUCGCCUUCUCACCUGAGGACGUCAGCAAAAGGGAGAGACUGGUCUUUGAACUGGGACUUGGAUCCUUUCAGGUAUGAUUUCACAGCUCCUUAAGUACCUGCUGCUAAACCAAAGACGAGUAUUAGAUAACCAACAAGAAGAUUUAUCAUGAGCACAAAAAAGCAACCAAAAGUGAACACAAAAGUAUUCAUCAUGAGAAUUGGAGAUGCAGUCAACACAAUCCUUAUUUUUAAUUUCUUUUCAAUGCUUUCUAAAAAUAUUAAGAUAAAAAUAUGUUGGUGCUUGGUUUCUGUUGGGGGCCGCCUUGCCAGAAAUGUCUGUUUUUCAUGUUAGGCUCCAGUUUUCUAAGAAUGCCUUAUUAUAUAGCUCACAACUCUUGGUCUCUACUGUAGUAUUGUUGGGUGCAGCAGAUCUGGCCAGAUGAUAACAGAUUCAAAGGACUCUCAUCGAUAAUGAUAAUAUUGUGUUUUUAUUUUUAUAUGUAGUGAAAUUUCCCUUAUAAAGACAGAUGUUUCAAUUUUAUGUCUUCUUUUAUAAUAGCUUAGGACAUUCCCAGAAUCUUGCCCCUCAUAAUCUUCACUUUCUGUCCCUGAUCUGACUAAAUUGUGGUUUUAACAAUGUCUCACUUCUCAGUGUCGUAUCAUUGAGCAGAUGAGAGUUCAGUCAAUAAAUCUUAUUGUGUUAGAGGGUCCUGGGACAGAUGAGAGCAGAAAAGAGUUUGUGUCUUUUUAGUUUUUCAUCUGUGAAAACCAGCAUGCUGAAAGAGACAGGAAUAUGUUAAAGUUACUCUGAGGCAGGUAAGCCAGCAUGCUUUAACAUCAACAUUAGCAUUAAAUAAAAGAGAGAAAUAGUGAUUGUAGUCAGGGUUUAUGGUUUAUUAGUGAUACAGCAGGUCCCUCACUGGGUUAGGGUUAGGGUCAGGUGACAAGCUUAAUUUAUGCCCAGUAGAAUUAGGGUUUUAAGUGCCUGUAUGGUCAUUUGAAUCAUAAUAAUGCAUCAGAUUUCAUAUAGUGUUUUAUCAGAGAUCCUCAAAACGCUUUACACUGGAUGCAUCAUUCACACCUUGGUGGUGGUAAACUACCUUGGUAGUCACAGCUGCCCUGGGCUAGUUUGCGCCUACGGCCUCUCCGAACACCACCACACAACACUCACAAUCGUACACCAGUGGAGGACACACACUGGGAGCAAGGUGGGUUGGGUGUCUUGCCCAAGGACACAACGGACAGACUCAGGAUAGCGGGGAAAUGAACCGCCAACCUUAUAGUUAUUGGAUGACCGCUCUACCUCCUGAGAUACUGCUGCCCCAAUCAAUAAUUUUCAGGAAAACAUGAACUUUUAUACGACUUCUUUUAGGUGCAAAAUCCUCGCCUUUCAUGGAACACGUUACAUAAAGUUACUCAUAACCUUUUUCAUUGCCUGGUUGUAACUGAGUCCUCCCUGUCCUUGAUUUGAUUGUAUAGCUUAGAAAUAGCUGAAAAAGUUACCAGGCUAAGUUUUAAUACUACUUCAUCUGUUGGUGUUUUUAUCUCAAGUUUAUUUUCUUUCUUGUUGUGUCUGUUUUCCUCCUCAGGGCUUCGUUGUAGCUGUACUCUACUGUUUCCUCAAUGGAGAGGUAAGCUCUGUUCCUGUACCAACUAAGACUCUUGGUGGUUUUCCCAACACCUACUGAUAGAAGAGGGACUCCUGAGUUAUUUUUUUUUUUAUAGCUGUGUGAUAUCAAGACUUAUUUGACUGUUUAAAGGGUUUCACAAAAGCUCCUACAGCAGAAAUUAAACACAUUAGAAAUAUAAUCCACAUACGGUUGGUGUACUGUACCUUUUCGUGGAGCUGGUGCAGCUUAAAGUUCAUUAAAAAUGACCUUGUGAAGUUUCUCCCUGAAGGUGCAGUCAGAGAUCAAGAGGAAAUGGCGCAGCUGGACAGUGAACCGAUACUUUGCUGUGGACCUGAAGCAGCAAAGGCACCCUUCAUUGGCCAGCAGUGGAGUGAACGGCGGGACUCAGCUGUCGAUCCUGAGCAAGAGCAGCUCCCAGAUCCGGAUGUCGAGCCCGCUGGCGGAGAACGCCAACAUCAGCCUCCCCACCUGAGCGUGUGACGGGCAGGAGUCGAUUCAAGGUGCCGUUCCACUUAAUGUAAAUCCAGACCAACCAGAGCAGACCAAAGUGGCCCCUUAAACUCUUAUUUUGUAGUUCAUCUCUUGAGAAAUGAGGUAUUUCUGAAAGCAUUUAAUGGAGAUACAUCACAGGUGCAUAGCUGACCUACAUACUUGAUUCCUUUGACUUUAAAAUCUCAUUUAUGUGAAUAUUUUAGUUGACUCCAGAUUGAAACUUUUUAUAAUUAAUGAUGCACUUAACAUUUUUACAAACAAAUAUUGGCAAAAAAUGUUGGAAAACCCACCAAACCAAGAUUUCAAACUUUAAUUUAACCCGUUUGUUUUUUUGUUUUAGUAAAUACAAAUCAGAGUUGGUGCCAAAAGAACAGCAAAUGUUGGGGAAAUGUAGAUUUAAAGAACAAACGCGGGGGUCGUACUUGGCUCUCGGUGUGUAAAGUUAAUGUGCUUCAAAGUGCCAAACAGGUUGCCUGACUGGAUCUGAUCUUGAAACAGGCCUGAGAUCAAUAUCAACCCACCAAAUGUUCGCCUUGCUUGUAUAAAUGCUCACUGUUUCAAUGUUUCAUCUUGAAUUUGAACAAAUUUUCUACAAUCAGCCGUAAGUACAGAGUAUGUCAAAAAAGAUUUACUGAAAAAAAAAAAAAUACAAAAGCUCAUGGACUUUGUAAAUAGGUAGUCUUUAGUGUCUGGAUCAGAUUAUUUUUCUUUUGCAAAAUGCAGUAUUGUAAUGACCUUUUCAAACAAAAGGAACUGGAGCUCAAAUCUGUAGACUUCAUCAUAAAUAUACGGAGGACAGAGGAGGUCUUACCCUGAACUAUUUGCCUGUAUUAUAUGAAAUAUUAUGAGAUAUAAUAUAUGAAAACACACACACACACAGUAUUUUCUGUAUAAGAACAAAGUGCCAAUGAAUGAUAGGUGUGUGGAUGCGGCUCCCAGUCGCAGUCACAAAACAAAUCUGACUGAUUUCAGUCACAACAAGUGAAGAAAAUUUAAUAUUAAGUUCCUUUUAUAUUCAAGGACAUUAACAAAAGACACUUUUACAUCUCGAGGCUUCUGGAAAUGUCGCUCUGAAACGGCAAAGUCGUGAUCUUUUUGAACAGCUAGAGGAAAUAUAAUACUUGUGAUUUUGUAUUUUUAAAGGUCAAAGAAACUAGUUGUGAGGUGGUCAGCACGUACACGAGGGAUUCAAAAUCUGGAUUUCAAAGACUUAAACUAAAAUUAGCCUCAUAUUAAUAUCAAUACACAGCCUCUAAUUCAGCUCCUGAAGUUUUCUUCUGCUGGUUUUCUCUCGCAUAAAUUUGUCAAACUUGUCAGUGGUGUUCCCGCAGACUGUGAACAUAAACAUAAAUGUGCCAUUUUUUUCUGGAUGCUUCUAUUCCAAGCUCCUCAUAGUGCCAUGAGUUUAUAUGUACAGUAUCUGUAUUGUAGGCUGUGAGAAUUAAACCCUCAACAUGCUAUUUUCUCUGAGCCUCAAAUCAUCUCGCAAUAUUUGAUUGAUUUUCAUCCGAGUUGAUUUGGUCGAAUUAUUUCUCACAUUCCAAAGUGCCUCGUCAGUCACGAAUAGCUCUCAUUUUUAUUUACAGUGGAAUAGAUAGUUAUCGUAAAGGCGUAGAAAGAGUCAAAUCUGCAGAGAAUGUACAGACUUAUAUGUUUUAUUAUGGAUCACGAUGAUACCAUGGGUCAAAAAUGUCUCUUUCACUCAGUAGUUCUUAUCAUUUUCACAACAGACAAAGUGAAAGGAGUCCUGCUGUGUUUUCUUUUUAAAUCAUGACUUUUACUUCAGCGUCAAACACCAUCCUCUCACAACUCCUUACAGUCAACAUAAUAUGCUUUAAUGUGACAGCUCUUGACAAUCGCAGAGUGUUACCCUUUUUUCUUUGUCUUUUCCUUUAUGUACAAACAAGCUAACAUAAAAAAAUAACGACAAUACGGGGAAAUAAUGUGAUGAAAUGUGAAAUAAUCUGUACAGGAGGAUUAAUCCACAGUAUUUACUCAAGAUAUUUAUUUUUUGCACUUUCAUCUGAGUGGAUUAAAUGAAUGUAGUAUCUUUAAACGAUGAUAUUGUUAAACAGUUAUUUUUGAUGGACUAGUGUCAUGAAUUUUCUCAGUGUACAAUAUUCAUGUUUUCUUCUGUGUAAGUUAUUGUAAAUCUGAUUUAUGAUUUCAUUAAGUGAAGUGGACUCUUUUGGUCAAAGUGCCAUAAAUGUAGUGCCAUUACUGAUGACAGUCCAAGAGGUUUUGGCAUCAUGUCUCAUCACUGAUUUUGAAAGAAAGCUCAUAAACAUGUACAGGAAAUUGCAGUCCGAAGCUGCAGAGGAUAUUACAAGCGAGAAAACACAAAUAAAACCUCUAAAAAGAAGGCUACUGAGGAUCUGCUUAGCUGCUUUUGGACUUUAAAAAAAAAAAGGGUAUGACUGUGAGACAAGAAACCUGCAAGGGGGACUAGAGCCAGAGCUAAAAGGUGAUUUCAUUUCCUUUUUAAAAAAAACUAAGACGGGUUCAGGAAGUGGACCAACCGCGACAGAUAAAACACAAAGUGUGUACGAGGGUGUGAUUAAAAAAACCACUCUGCUGCUGCUUACGUGUUCUAUCACCAGCCGUCACUCUGAGUCUGAAUCAGCUCAGAUGGAAACGACCAUGUCUCAAAGCUGUUACUGUGUGAAAAGAAGAGUUUUUAUGAAAACUCCUCACUAGACUGUGUCUCUGCUGUAUAUUCGUCUACCACAAGGUGGCAGUCAAGUGUUAAAAUGUUACUUGAGUGGUUUGUUGGAAAAAAAAAAAAGGGAAGGUUUGACUGGCAUUGGUUUACUUAUAUUGAGUCUUGUGUUUUGGAUUAAGUAGAGGAAGGGUGAGGUUCAUUCUUAUCAAUGCUCACAUUUUCUUAUUGUGCUUUUACAUAAAUCAUUACAAAGUCGACAAAUUACAUGAGGACUGAAGUGCAACUCUGGAACGACUCAUUAUUGUUGCAAACAAGAAAAACAUUUUAUUCUGGUUCACUUUUUGAAAACAUGAACAGUUUAAUUUUAAAUAUUAGCAUAAAUUGGAGUUGCAACUUUUGGCUUAAUUUCAGUCCAACCUGACCACACCUGUCUUAACAAAACUCUUAGAGAGUUUUUAACAGAGUUCAUUAUUAGCUUUAUAAUUACGCACCAUUUUUUCUUUUUCUUUUUAUGUGUCCAAAAAAAAAAAAAAAAGCAAUUGAUGUGUUUCUUACAGCGGUGGUCUGACAUUUUGGAGCUGUGUUAGUUCACUUUUUCUGCUGAGCGUUAGAUGAGUAGGAGGCUAGGAGGCUAGCAUGAUUAGCUAAGUAAAGCACAAAGACUCACACAGGUUGCUAGGUAACACUUCUAGAGGAACGUCUACUGACUAGCUUCCCCCCGUUAGCAUUUUGUCAUCCGUCUUCUCUUCUAACUCUUGGCAAGAAAGCAAACCCACCAAACAUCGGACGACGAAGAGACGUACAGAUCAAGUCAGAAUUGGGUCAGUCCGUCAAAAACCACAUCUAGACGUCCGUGUGACGUGCGAAAUAGGUUAGAAAUUUCGACGUCCAAAUUGGACCUUUUUUAGACGUCGCUCUGAUGUUCAGAAUCUGGACGUCGGCACAACCAGAGCAGUGGAUUAAACAGAGUGGCGACACUCCCAUAGGCAUACGCUGUACAGCCCGGCGGACCCCACUUCCGGAUUAUGGAACUCUUAAUAGUUCCAACAUGACUUCCUGUCACGUCGGACGCCGUUCGCUUCUAUGGCCACAAGGCAAGCACUCACCGAGGUUAAAUGAUAAAAUAUCAACAAGUUUAAUGCCAUUACAUAUGUUAUUGAUAUCGAGGGGACCCCUUUAUAUGUAAAAAUUUAUAUCCCAAAUGUAAUUACGUUUUUUUAGUCAGGAAUUGGGAUCGAUUUUUUUUGCCACGGCCUGCUAGUUGGACGUCGUCAGCUGUAGAGGCCUGUUUAAUCCACUGCUCUGGGCACGAUGUGCAAAAGGGAUCCAAGAUAUAGACGUAAUUAUUGGACCUCUUUUAGACGUUGACAUGACGUCCACAUUUGUACAUCAUCGUCGAAAAAAUACGUUAAAUAGAUGUCAUUUCGACGUCGCAUUGCGCAGUGGGAAUUUGUCAGAAACUCUCCAAAAUGUCAAACUUUCCCUUUAAAUCGAGCUAUCUUUGGUGUGGCAGACCUCUGUGUUAAAAUGCCUUUCUUUGGCCGUUUUUUCGUGUCCAGCCACUUUUAUUAAGUGUUGAGCGUGUGUGUGUGUGUGUGUGAACUGUAUCGACUGCAAAUGAAUUUUUGAAUGUACUGAUGUUGCUCAGCUGCUCUUAAAUGUCGCCUGCUAUCAAUUUGCCAUAGUGUACAAAUGAUGUCUUUUCUUGAUUAUAUAUACAGUACUCUGUAUGUAUAUUUUUGGCACACAGGUAGACCUCUUGACAAGAACCUGUACUGUUUGUGACUGUGUUUUUGUAUAUUUUUUUGUUUAUGUAGCCUUACUGUUUCUCGGAGCGUGUGUGAGAGUGUAUAAAAGUUUGAAAGAGCUAUUUCUGUAUGCAUGUGUAUGUAAUGACGAGCAUUCAUGAGGAUAUAAGUAAUUUAAAUGUCGAAAAAAUAUCUAUAAACCCUCAUUUACAUUAUGUUCUACCUGUGGAAGUGUACUAUGUGCAACAUGUUGUUCUGGUGUCAAAUAUCCAUGUCUCAAUGUGUAAAUUUGACUUCAAAAUAAAUCCAUCUGUGGUAUGUUGUUGUUGUAUUUUGUGUAUUGUGAUUUAUUUGAUUGGCUCGUCCUCUUAUAUGGAUAUGAAACUACUAAAAAACGGGUUCCCCACUUAUUCACGUCAAAACUGUUCCUUAAUAAACCACAUAUCUUUUAUUCCUGUGCUUUUCUUCCCUUACAAGAUCCACAAAAAUGGAAAUACAGUUAUUCAGUUUAAAAUAAUACAUAAACUUUUGUCUUCACAAAGACAGUGUAAGUACCUUAUGUUUCAUUGUAGUGCAUUAUUUGUGGUCUGUAGAGAUUCAGGAUAAAUAGGGACAGGUUUGUGAUGCACAGACUCGACAAGGCAAAGCUUUAAAGACACACACAUGAAUUUUAAGACACUGUAAUUGUUUAAAUGCUUUGUUUUAAGGCGAUUUUACCAUGAAAAACCCUGGCAUGUAUGAAUUUGUCACAACCAGCAGUGCAAAUAAUAUAUCAAAAACAUACAAUUAUUACAAAAAAAGAAGUUAAAAAAAGACAAAUACUGUGUCUCGUGGUUCAUCGAAGCGUAAGAUUCCUCAAAAUGAAGUAUUUAAUUCUGACACUGACUCAAUUAAACAUUUGAUCAGGUUUCUCUUUGACUUCCUGUCUGUAAAGGUCUCCAUAGCAGCAGAUGAAUUGUUGCACAGCAUCGAUUUCACAUCAAUCCGGCUGCACACAUUUUCACCCAACACCAAAAUAGUACGACUGUUUUUGUUCCAUGCAGAGCAAAGCAAUGAGCUGAGACGAGCGUAUUUAACAUAAUUUAGCCAAGGUCAAAGACCCAUUGUCUCCACAGCUGUCCACAUCUAAUCUCUCAACAUUUGCAACGUGUUGGUGGCCCAAACUGUGAAACACAACCAUGUAGAAUCAUCUUCAUGCAAGCUCGGGGACAGCUCUGUCUCUGUUGUGGUCAAAUCAAGCACCAGAGUCUCCGAACUUUUAAAACCACUCUUUUAUGCAGCUGCUAAAUCAGAGGGAUCGCACCGAUGGUUCAUAGCUGCUCCUGACACUAAAACAUAAUGCAUCGUGAUCAAAACAUUUCCUCACUCACUCCAAAGUGCGCAGUCUUCUCAGAGGUGUUAACAUCAGACUCCUCGACUUUUUGAGGAUUUCUUCUGAUAUUUUCACAAUAUUUCCUCUCAGAUGUUGUCUCCUGAAGUCAUACUGUAGAGAUGUUGCCACUAGAGGGAGGCCUCCUGAGCCCUCCGCGAGCUCGAAUCGUAAUCUGAGUGAUGCUUUGCUUGGCGGGGGUGAGAUGGUUUUGAUUGUGACACUUCCACAGCCAUCUGCGCAGCUCUGUUUGGACCUGCAAAUGAACACAUGUUUGAAGUACUCCCAGACAACAGAGUAAUUAACACAGAGAGAGACUUAAAGCCGAGCCGCAGAGAGUGAACUUCAAGUAUUUAUGGCUUUAUGGGCUGGUGGCAGUAAAGACACUGCAGGGGUCACCCAGGGGUCAGUUUGAUGGCAUGUUUUCAGAGUGGAGCUUUUAUGUUUCAGGGAUAAAUCAUUUAAAUAGUGGAAAUCACACAUUUUGUUUCUCUACUUUACAUCUGUUAUGCAACAAUUGUUUGUCAGCUAGCAGAUGGUUUUGUGUUGAUCAAUUUUCUUUGUUAUCUGGAGAAAUUUGGUGUUUAAGCAGCUGUAGUAGACCACAGCCAAAGUUUAGCAUCCAGUCACCUCUGAGUUAAAGGCUCCCAGAAAACUUUAACCUUUUUCCUAUACGUAUUUUCGUCCUUGCGGUAUUUUAUUAAAAUCCAACAGCUGAUGUAGAUGUUACUGUUUUAGGUUUCUUCCUGACUCCAACCUUUGAAGUAUUUCUAGGGUUAGGGUUUGUAGGACUUCAGUUUUAGAAAACUGUGAUCUCCACUGACUUACCUCUCCAUUCAUGAAGCAAUACAGCAGCGCCACCACAAAACCCUGCAACACACACACAAAUCAUUUUCAAUCUGGGCCUAUUACACUUUAUUCUAGUAAGCAAUCAAGUCAGUUCCCUUAUAACAAUAAACUUGGGGGUGAAAAGAGAGAUAUUCAGGUAGACUUAAAGGGAUAUUCCGGCAUAAAAUUUAUUUAGGAAGAGCAUUUAUGAUCAUUUCUUUAUCAUUUCCAUGAAGUAAUAAUCAUCAUAUUAAUCAUUUUGCACUGCAGACGUGGUAGUUCUUCUGCCUUAGCAUCUCGGUCUGAUUGCAUUUCCAUGAAGAAAUGAUCAUAAAUGUUCUUCCUUGAGCUGAGACACCCCGCUGUAGUCUGUAAUGGACUAACCCGAGGUCUCGCAACAAACAAGCGGCUGCUGGAAGAGAGUAGGUGAGUUGUGUUUAGUCUCUUUGCUAAAGAAAUUUGGCAAAGUUAAAAAGAUGUUUGGUGGCUAGUACUAUGGCUGGGACCCUAUAUGUACUGUUGAUGAAGUUAGGUGCUGUUCUGAACGUUAUUUGUGGCUAUAGAGUGGCGUUUUGGUUGAGGUUUGUGUGUGGCUCCUCAGACUGUUGUGUAUUGCUAUCAUGCGGUCGUUACUAAAGUUGGUAUAACUAGAGAAGUAAACGGUCAGCAAGAUUCAUCUCUCGAGGGGGUGUCUAACUCUGUGUUACAGUGAAUUUGACCCUCAAUUAAUUUUACGCCAGAAUAUCCCUUUAAAUAUCCCACAUUAAUUUCUCAAAUCAAUCACUGAUGCCACUCUCAAACUCUAUAGCUUGAUACCUGAAAGGACCCCAGCCCCAGCUCGAUGUAGAGUCUUGCUGCGACUCCAGUGGUUUCAGGAAGGAAGGCAAACACUGUGUAGUGCAUCCCAAACAGCGGGAUGAGGAAGAGGGUGGAUUUAGCCAGCCUCCUAAAGGAGUGAAAGAAAGACGAGAAACUAGACUUUAGUCCACAUAACGAUGAGGCACAACUUGGAAACCCUUUCUGUUCCCAUAACUUCAUGCUGUCGACAGUAAAAGCUGUUUCUAAUAUAAAAUUUCUAUGUUUUCAGUUUGACCCCUGGUCUUUGUAGUAUCCUAAAGGGAGCGUGAAGAGGACUUGUGCCGCAUAAUCCAGAGUGUUGAUCAGGAUUGAGCCACAGCCACACCAGCAGGUCAUUUUCCAUGAAGGUCACGGCUAGUAUCAGUUGAAUCCGAUAAACAGUUAAAAAUAAUCUGAGAAUUUUCAAACAGAUUAGAAAUACAGACAGCUCCUUUUUUUAAAUAUCUGAUGAGAUUAAUAUUUAUUUGCAUUUCAUAAAAACAACAAAAAUCAGCAGAUGCAUUAUUAAUGGUAUCUCCAGGUUGAAAUAUUCAUGUUAUCAGCGUCGGCCUAAUCAGUUUUUAAGUUUUAAAUGUCAAAUUGUGUCACAUUUUUGAAAACUUUAAUCAGGGUUCGCCCGGAUGUCACGUAGAUCAAAUCUCACAAACCGACCUUUAAGACAUCAUCGUCACCGGGCUAAUCAGUGGAUCAAACUGAAAUGUCAAAAUAUAACAAUGUGACGCAUUGUCCCCGAAGCGAAGUCUGAAUUAGAUCGGUGAUGUCUAAACACCGUGUGUACGUUUGUUAUCAUGGUGAUCACUAAAGUUAUACAUUCCAAAAAAACACAUCUAAGCUGAUCAUGUUCCUAAGGGUUAAUCUCUCAUGUUGUGAAGAUGUUACCUUAUCUGAACACAAAGCUAAUCCAUCACAGAUCAAUAAAGAGCGGCUAAUCCCAAUAUGGAUUACUUUGUUCUCUGAUGAUUCUAUCACUGAGCGGUUCAGUGAAGAUUUAAUACCUAUUAGGACAGAAAAAAGUCAUGAAAAACACUCUGAUCUGAUAUAACAUCACCACCUAAAAAAUCUCAGAUUAUUGUCAUCCUUUAAUAAGAUUUUAUUCGACUUUUGUCAUGGCUGGGAUCCAAGCUUUCAGGUGAACAUCACAGAUCUAUCUAUCCGUCUGAAUCGGAUUAAAGUUUGAUAGAGGAACAAAUGAAGCCUUUGAGAGAUCAACAGCCAUUGAACGGGUGGAACAAUCCUGUCACACUCCCGGAGAAGAGAAGAUUUCUAUUUCUGGUAUCCAGGUGCUAUUUUUAUGUGCCGCUCUCAUUUUAUAUUAAUUCAGCUGAACUGGAAUGUCUGAGCCAAAUGACGAUAGAAAGGAAGGAUUUAUUUCCCGAGUAGAAAUAUGAACGCAGCUUUUUCUUUCCUAAACUGUAAAGAGGAAAUUAAUUCUCCUUUCUCUCUUUAGAGUAAACUCAUUAAAGGAGCUGCCGUCACUGACACAUUAAUUCACAUUCAGCCGAUUUCACUACAUUUUUAACUGCUGACCAACACUUCUGUGAAUCUUUGAGUUUUUAUGAAUCUGUCUCACUCCAAAACUGUUUUCAUUAGAGAUCCAAACACGCACUUGAAGCGUGUUUUGAGCAUUUGUAUUCAUCAACUUGUCAGAUUAGUAGGUAGAAUGUUAAUGCCACUGUUUUCCCGAAGAGUACAGCUCACUUUUUACCCCGCUGUGACCGCGAUCAAUAGAUGAAGCGUGUAAUUCUUUCAAAGAGAAGCUGAUAUCAGUAUCUGACAAACCCUGCAGAAAGAAAAACCACUUCUGAAACAGGCCGGGUCAUGAUAUCUCCCUACAUGAUCUUCAAAUAAAAAUGAAAGCUGUAGUAAAAAUUAAUCGCACAGAUGUAGGACUUUGUUAGCUUCAAGCAGAGCUCUGAAGUCUCACCUUCAUCAGCUGAUCGGCAUCAGCUGUUUCCUUCAAAAACACAAUCAGCAGUUCAUUCAUCUCCUGUUUGGCUCCCUGCUGUGAAGUAACACUCACUCUUGCAGUCAGGAGUACCAGGAAGCUUUUACAGCCUGACAUCUUUCACAUGUUGCUCUGCCGAUUCUCUCUUAUAAGUAGUUUUCUGCUGCAGCUCGAUUGUGUUUUAGCUUUUGGUCCUGAUGUAUUCAACUAAAAUCUAAUGUCUGUUCUACCAAAGCUACACCUUUAUUAAUGCAAUCCUUUUAAAUCAAAUCAAAUCAAACUUUAUUUAUAUAGCACCUUUCAUGCUUUUAAGCUGCAACACAAGGUGCUUUACAAAAAGAUAAAAACAAACAACGGUAAAAAAACAAACAACGGUGAAUAUAAGGCAAUUAAAUAGGCAUAAAACCCGUCCC
Xyrichtys novacula (pearly razorfish) is the source of this 38428-nucleotide messenger RNA. The record is from the annotation of a GenBank genome assembly. NCBI's taxonomy places the organism in Eukaryota, Metazoa, Chordata, Actinopteri, Labriformes, Labridae.